Messenger RNA from Malania oleifera, 1493 nucleotides. RefSeq names its product THO complex subunit 3. Gene Ontology annotation, cellular component: THO complex part of transcription export complex. Gene Ontology annotation, biological process: mRNA export from nucleus. The transcript has 11 exons. NCBI's taxonomy places the organism in Eukaryota, Viridiplantae, Streptophyta, Magnoliopsida, Santalales, Ximeniaceae. Bases 161 to 1102 code for a protein of 313 amino acids. Gene Ontology annotation, molecular function: protein binding. The record is from RefSeq and is a predicted model, not a curated record.
GACACACUCCAAAGUCGGAACGCCGGUCCACAAGCGAACGCAGAGCUUCCGAGAAAGUAACAGCCAGCUUGGCCGUGCGUAAGAAAGAGCGUGGUAUUCGACUGCUGCUGAAAAUAUCAGUCGGUUGAACAACUACAACGAGCCCAAGGGCGAAUCUGCGAUGGAGGCAACAGUCCCAUUCAAGAAUCUCCAUAGCAGAGAAUAUCAGGGCCACAAGAAAAAGGUGCAUUCCGUCGCGUGGAACUGCUCAGGCACGAAGCUUGCCUCCGGUUCGGUCGAUCAGACUGCUCGAGUUUGGCACAUUGAGCCACACGGUCACGGUAAGGUUAAAGAUGUUGAAUUAAAGGGGCAUACUGAUAGUGUAGAUCAGUUAUGUUGGGAUCCCAAACAUGCUGAUCUGAUUGCAACUGCGUCAGGCGACAAGACAGUUCGUCUGUGGGACGCUCGGAGUGGAAAAUGCUCACAGCAGACAGAACUCAGUGGGGAGAAUAUAAAUAUCACCUACAAGCCUGAUGGGACACACAUAGCUGUUGGUAACAGGGAUGAUGAACUAACAAUAUUGGACGUGCGAAAAUUUAAGGCAAUCCAUAAGCGCAAGUUCAGUUAUGAGGUGAAUGAGAUUGCUUGGAACAUGACAGGAGAGAUGUUCUUUUUGACAACUGGAAAUGGAACAGUUGAAGUUUUAGCAUACCCAACUCUGAGACCACUUGACACUGUUAUGGCCCAUACAGCUGGUUGCUAUUGCAUUGCAAUUGACCCAAUGGGAAGAUAUUUUGCUGUUGGAAGUGCUGAUUCCUUAGUAAGUCUAUGGGAUAUCUCAGAGAUGCUUUGUGUGCGAACAUUUACAAAACUUGAAUGGCCUGUGAGGACAAUAAGCUUCAAUCAUACAGGAGAGUAUAUUGCUUCUGCCAGCGAGGACUUAUUCAUUGAUAUAUCGAAUGUUCAGACUGGACGAACCGUGCAUCAGAUUCCAUGUCGGGCUGCCAUGAACAGUGUGGAAUGGAAUCCCAAACACAAUUUACUUGCAUAUGCUGGAGAUGACAAGAACAAAUAUCAGGCUGAUGAAGGUGUUUUCCGAAUAUUUGGGUUUGAAAGCACUUGAGAUGCAGCAGAGACCCAUAGCAUUUGCAGCUGAGCAACGUGUUUGGAAGACAAUCGUUUGGAGAGGGAUAAUAAGUUACUGUUUUUAAUUUGUAGAAAGGAUUUUUCACUGGCUAUCUGUGAUCCAAUGGAUCGACAGGCGGAACAUUCCAUGUUUUUAAGUAUCGUCUCCAUGGAUGGGCUUUACAAUUUCUCCCUGGCUGUUCGCGGCGGCAGAGACUUCAUUUUUUCCCAAAUCAACUUUUCCUCUGAACUUAUUGCUUUUUAAGUUUUAUUUUGUAGGAAAUGGGCUAUUGUAAUCCAAUAUAAUAUAACCCCAUGGAUUGGCCGUCGGUGACGGUGGGGAGUGUGUAUAUAUCUAUAUGCUUAAUAUAUGAUUUAUGAUUUUAAAA